This is a messenger RNA of Cololabis saira (Pacific saury), 2816 nucleotides long. It is a transcript of the gene ero1b, whose product is annotated as endoplasmic reticulum oxidoreductase 1 beta. Gene Ontology annotation, biological process: protein folding in endoplasmic reticulum. The transcript has 16 exons. Gene Ontology annotation, molecular function: FAD binding; thiol oxidase activity; protein-disulfide reductase activity. Bases 307 to 1770 code for a protein of 487 amino acids. The record is from RefSeq and is a predicted model, not a curated record. Lineage: Eukaryota; Metazoa; Chordata; Actinopteri; Beloniformes; Belonidae. Gene Ontology annotation, cellular component: endoplasmic reticulum membrane; endoplasmic reticulum.
ACGGCUGCUCUCCGUUAACUCUAUACAUGGAGGUUAGCGGGCAGAACUUAAGCUGACUUUGGCCAUUUUAACAUGUUGACUUCAUGUCUGUUUGGGUAGAUGGUAUUCAGUAUGUAUAUGUGAGGGUUUUUCCAGACUCUGGACUGCAUAUCUCAGCGAUCCGGUCCUAGUUUAAGCCCCCGUUAGCCUGCGGAGGCUAACCCGGAGCUAGCGGAGCUAGCUGCCAGAUCACCACGCACACACGCAUCCCGGGACUUUUCCUCUGUUUUUAUUUUCCUCGCGGUGCCUCUGUCAGAAUAGGAAGUGAUGUUUAAAGUAACCCUGCAAGCGUUCGGUGUUUUGCUGACAGUCUGGUUCUUUGGGAACUUUGUUCUGGGUUGGUUUCAACAAAACAACGAAAGAGCCCAAACGCAGCACAGCGAGUCCAGCAAAGCUGCAGACAGCCAGGACCAGAGCUGUCUCUGCCAUCUCACAGGAGUCCUGGACGACUGCUUCUGUGAUGUCGAAAGCAUUGACGUCUUCAACAACUUCAAGCUUUUUCCUCCCAUCACGAAACUGACUGAGAGAGACUACUUCAGAUACUACAGGGUGAACCUGAAGCGACCGUGUCCUUUCUGGGCCGAUGAUGGACACUGCUCCAUUAAAGAUUGCCAUGUGGAACCCUGCCCAGAGAGUCAGGUCCCUGUUGGCAUCAAGUCUGGGAACUACAACAAGUACUCCCAGGCAGCCAACUCUGUGUCAGACAUGGUGGAGUGUGAACAGGCCAAAGAGCUGGGGGCCAUCAACAGCACCCUGAGUAACCAGAGUAAAGUGGCCUUCGCUGAUUGGGCGAGACACGACGACGCUCAGGAUCACUUCUGUGAGCUGGACGAUGAGACCUCUCCGGAUGCUGAGUACGUGGACUUGCUCCUGAACCCGGAGCGCUACACCGGCUAUAAGGGCCCGUCUGCCUGGAGAGUCUGGAACAGCAUCUACGAGGAAAACUGCUUCAAGCCGAGAUCAGUGUACCGACCUCUGAACCCUCUGGUUCCCGGCAGAGGGGACGAUGAUGGAGAAGGUUUCUACAACUGGCUAGAAGGUCUGUGUCUGGAGAAAAGAGUUUUCUACCGACUCAUCUCUGGCCUUCACAGCAGCAUCAACAUCCACCUGUGUGCCGAGUACCUGCAUGAUGAGGGCUGGGGCCGGACCAUGUGGGGUCCAAACAUCCAGGAGUUUCGUCAGCGCUUCGACACGGCAGAGACCAAAGGUGAAGGCACCCGGCGGCUGAAGAACCUCUACUUCCUGUAUCUGAUCGAGCUGCGGGCUCUCUCCAAGGUGGCGCCGUACUUCGAGCGGGCCUUUGUCAACCUGUACACCGGAAAUGCUCAGGAGGACGGAGACACCAAAGAACUGCUGCUGCAGAUCUUCAAGGUCAUCAAAGCUUUCCCGAUGCACUUUGAUGAGAAGUCCAUGUUUGCUGGAGACAAAAUUGAGGCUAAAACAUUAAAGGAGGAAUUCCGGCUCCAUUUUAAAAACAUCUCCAGGAUCAUGGAUUGUGUCGGCUGCAGUAAAUGUCGACUGUGGGGAAAAAUGCAGACCCAGGGUCUGGGUACGGCUCUGAAGAUCCUGUUCUCUGAGAAGGAGAUCAAGAACCUGCCGGAGAAGAGCCCGUCUCAAGGCUUUCAGCUCACCAGGCAGGAAAUCGUGGCUUUAAUAAACGGCUUUGGCAGGUUGUCCACCAGUAUAUAUCAGCUGCAUAAUUUCCGCCAGAUGAUGAAGGAGAAGAGGUAACACCAGAAGACGCUCCCGCUGUCCAGCAGGCAGCAGACCCCCAGAGAACUGCAACAGUCUAAAUUCCUGCCCUAGAAGGCUAUUAUGUGGACUCCAGGCUCAGCAGUGAGACCCACAACGCCCCCCCAGCCCAUUUUACUCCUAAUAUCCUGCGCCCCCCCCCAUUAACGCCCCCUCUGUGGUGGAUUAUGAAUGUUAAUUCUUCUGCCUCUAAUUGCCUUCACCAGAAAACCCUCAACGUUCUGAACACUUCUCCUGACAGGCUUUUCUCUGCUGUCAAGCUUUUUGAACAUUUAGGAACCCCCCCCCCCCCGACUCCCAUAUGUUUGGAUUAGUUUUUUUUCUUUCUUUCUUUCUUUUUUCUUUCUUUGUACUAGUAAACCAAAUUGAACCUUCUGGAAUGACAUGAGAGUCCGAAUGAAGGACUCAGUCGUGACAGACCAAGUUCAUGUAGAUGAAAGUGCAUCACACCCGCCACAGUGCAGCUGUUGUUUUAUUCCUUUCUUUUCAACCGUUUUUAGUUUCCAUUCACUCUUAUUUCCCUCACCGUCUCCUGUUAUAUUUGGAGUGGCUUGUUGCUCAGAAACUAAAGCGUCCAGCCUGCCACUGUUUAUUUCUCCUGCCUAAUGGAUGUCACGUCUGCAGGAGUGUGCAUGCUAGCGUGUGCUAGCACUUGUAGGCGGACCGGAGGAGAAGUCGGCACCGGCCACUUGUGAGUGUUGUGUUCACAGUUGAUGAGAGGUUUGGCAGUCAGCUUGCUGCGUAGCGAGUCAUUGCGCCACCACUGUGCCGCGCGGGUCAGUUGGUGAGGGAGCGGAGCAACGCCGCACCAACGCUGACUCUGCUGCCGCGCCGCUGCAGGGCAAAGCAAAGCUCUGCACGCGUUCUACAAACAUGGAGGCUUGUUUCUGCUGAAUCACUCACUAAUGUACGGAACAGUAUUACACUGCAAAAACUCAAAAUCGUAACAAGAAUAUUUGUCUUAUUUCUAGUUAAAAUGUCAAAUUUUUAGUCAAAAACUCUCAUUACACUUAAAACAAGACUCA